This is a messenger RNA of Punica granatum (pomegranate), 2087 nucleotides long. NCBI's taxonomy places the organism in Eukaryota, Viridiplantae, Streptophyta, Magnoliopsida, Myrtales, Lythraceae. The record is from RefSeq and is a predicted model, not a curated record.
GCUGCCUACUUCCCGUACUCCCGUCCGUCGCGUGUGUCGCGCGUAAUCUCUCUCUCUCUCUGUUGCUCUGUGCAGAGAUCACCGCCGCCACAGCUUCGCCGUCGAGCACCUGAUCUCCCCGUCGAAACCCUAGCUCCAUCCUCUCUCCUCCAGUUCCCCGUAUCUCAGCUCAAGGAGUAAGGAAGUGAGGAAUCUCUGUCCUCGGAGGUCCAGGAAACCUAAUCCGCCGACUUGAAAUUUCCCCAUUCGAUCCGCCCCCUCACAUUGCGUCAGAAUUCCCCAUUGCGGUUGCUCAGGCUACCGAGCUAACUCGUGGAUGACCAGUUUCCCAGUUCUUGAUCCUUCGAUUUUUGUGAAAAUUCGCUCAUGAGAUGGCUUGGGAUCGACUCACUUUCUGAAGAAAGUUAGCUUUGAUCGGAUUCUGCUCUGUUGCUUCUGUUCCCCCCGUGUUUACUAGUGACUGAAGCAUUGCGACAUUUUCCAUAGGCAGAACAUAGCGUUUUGUCUGGUGGAAGUCGUGGAGGACCUCUCUGUUACCUGAGUCAAGUCCUGGGCAAAUUCCCGAGAUCUUUUUCUGAUGUGUUUAAGUGGAGGAUCUGAUGGUUGAGGGAAAUGGAGGGAGGUAAAGAUUGUAGUAAUGGUAGAGAGAAUGGGACCGGCUCUGGAAAUGGUCGGCCUCCAAACCCACUUGCAGCUUCUUAUCGGCAGUCUUUCAGUGGUGACCAUAAUGAUCUGGUCCCGUGUAAGAAGUCACUCGUUCGCCACCCUUCUCUUAUGAGGACGAGGAUGUCAGAUGUCUCUAUCGAACCAAUCACUGCGGCAGAGUAUUUUGAGUCAGGAUUUUUUCCAAUCAUCCGUUCUGGAGCAUGGGCUGACAUCGGUUUCCGGUCAAGUAUGGAAGAUGUGUAUGUUUGUGUGGAUAAUUUUGCGCAUGAUUAUGGACUUGAGAAUCUAAGCGGUGGGCCUAAUGCCUUCUAUGGGGUUUUCGAUGGGCAUGGGGGAAAGCAUGCUGCUGAUUAUGCCUGCUGUCACUUGCUGAGGAUCAUUCUUGAAGACGAAGACUUCCCUCACGAGAUCGAGAAGGUCAUUUCUUCUGCCUUCUUACAGACUGAUGCUGCCUUUGCCAAAGCUUGCUCAUUAGAUGCAGACCUCGCUUCUGGAACCACAGCAUUGGCAGCAAUAGUCAUGGGGAGAUUCCUAGUGGUGGCUAAUGCUGGAGAUUGUAGAGCGGUCCUAUGUCGCCGAGGGAAAGCAAUUGAGAUGUCGAGGGACCACAAGCCUGUAUGCGCCAAAGAACGGAAACGGAUCGAGGCUUCCGGAGGUUAUGUCUAUGAUGGGUACCUCAAUGGGCAACUGAACGUGGCCCGAGCCCUAGGUGACUGGCCUAUGGAAGGGAUGAAGACGAUGGGCAGUGAUAAUGGCCUAGGCCCAUUAAGUGCUGAGCCAGAACUUAUGACAACCAACUUAACAGAGGAGGAUGAGUUCCUCAUAAUCGGGUGCGAUGGGAUAUGGGACGUAUUCCGGAGCCAGAAUGCAGUGGACUUUGCCAGGAGGAGGCUCCAGGAGCACAAUGACCCGAGCCUCUGCAGCAAGGAUCUCGUGGACGAGGCCCUCAAGAGGAAGAGCGGGGACAACUUGGCUGCAAUUGUCGUCUGCUUCCGGCCGCAGCCGCCCCCGAACUUGGUUACUCCGCGGCCAAGGGUUCAGCGGAGCUUCUCAGCAGAGGGGUUGAGGGAGUUGCAGAGCUUCUUGGACAGCUUGGGCGAGCAAGGAGGAGACGGGAAUUGCCCCUGAGACCAUUGUCGUGAUUGUUCAUUAGGUUUCUCUUUUUCCGCCGGCUUAGUUGCUAGGUUUCUGAGUUCCAAGAUUUGGUAGAAAAAUUUUUCGAGUUCUAACUGUAACAUAUGCGGCAUCUUAUUCGCGGUAUACUUGGCUCUCUGUUUUUCCUGGUUGAGAUGGAGAUCCAAUGUUCUAUAGGUUUCUUGUUUGUGCUUCUUUCCUCUUGGUCUCUUGCUAUUUCUGAUCUUUCUGUUCAUUGAGAUUAUUAAACCAUUUAUUUCCAACAGAAAUUGGAAUUCUUUCCUAUU